This is a messenger RNA of Helicoverpa zea (corn earworm), 1608 nucleotides long. Its product is annotated as coiled-coil domain-containing protein 113-like. The transcript has a single exon. Gene Ontology annotation, biological process: cilium assembly. Lineage: Eukaryota; Metazoa; Arthropoda; Insecta; Lepidoptera; Noctuidae. Bases 1 to 1311 code for a protein of 436 amino acids. Gene Ontology annotation, cellular component: axoneme; ciliary basal body. The record is from RefSeq and is a predicted model, not a curated record.
AUGGGUUUAAGCAACGAUUCCAAUUCGCUAAGCGGUUUUGCCGUUGAAGUGUUAGAAAAUGAUGAAUUGGUAAGACUAGUGGAAACUCUUCGAAAGGAUAUACGAAUACUAAAGCUUGAAAAUGAGGUACUUGAAAAGAGUAUUAUAAGACUAGAUCCAGCGUUAAUGAACGGUGUGUACCAGGCCUUAGACUUUGCGACGAAAUGGCAACAGCACGGUGGAGAUUUUACCACAAAUUCAUUGGGCAGUUUCGUUAAAACCCCUACGCAGUCAAAGUUCGGCCUGAUCGAGUCCAUGCUAUCAGGUCCUUCUAGAAUGUUCGCCAGCCAAUCCAGACUGUUCCGUAGAGUAGACUCGUCUGGAAAGAUCUGUGGCUCUGUCAUGAGCGGUGGCGGACCUCGCAUCAACAUCAACGAAAGACUCGAACUACUGGCUAUUACUAUAGAAUGUACGAAAAAUGAUUUAGAGAAAUGUAAGCGGAACGCUGCGAGAAAACAUGCUUAUUUGAAAGCUCAGUUGGAAGAAACACAACUUAGAUCAAUUGAUAUAGAAGCAUCUAUUAUAGACUUCAAUAAAGUAGUUGUGAAGGACAGCUGGGAUCCGAUCACGCUGCGGAUUCCGGCUGAAGCCUGGCUCAAAUUCAUGGCAGACUGGCAGAAGGCAGCUGACAAACAGAUCGGGAGACUACGUUUAAGAACAAGCACACUAAACAUACAGUACAGAAAGUUUAAAGAAGAAGCCGAAACCAAGAGAGAUUUGAGCCAAAAUCUGACUCCAGUAGACUUUGACAAGAUAAAAAUAGAGAACGAGGAAUGCAUGAAAAUACUAGAAAACAAAAACUUGCAACUGGACGAGUUGAAAACAAUGACAGGGGAUGCGAAUUUGAACUUAACAAUACAUAAGAAGAUAAUGCAAUUCAUGAAUACUUAUUUAGGUAAAGUGGAGAAACUUAAGGCUCGGAGAGAACAGCAAACAGUGCAGUUGGAGAAGGAGACAGAUCUGAUACAGAUACAAGCGAAGAUUUUGAAGCAGAAACUGAAAGAGAUACGGAAAAUGAGAAUGGCGUACCAUAUUCCUAACACGAGUGAUUAUGUAGACGUGAAAGAGAAGACAGCCGAGCUAAACUAUGCUAUCAAAAGGUUGGAAACCAAACUUCAUAUUAAGAAGACUGCAGCCCAUGCAGCUAGUCAGAAGUUGAGGGUAUUAUACAGUAAGAAAAGUUUUGAUAGUUCAUUAGACGAAAAUAUAACUGAUGAGAAAGAUGGUAAAUCAUCGAAAACAGCGAAAUUUGAUGAAAGUUCAGAAUUGUAGAGCAUUCUCCUUUUGCACAAAUAUCAUUGUCAUCAUACUGAUUGUUUUUUUUUUCGUUUGUAAAUAUUUAUUAUGCAUUUACUGAUUGAAAAUAAUCAUGUAUGUAUUUACAAGCUAAAAGAUAUUUUAGUGUCAUUAAUCGACUUAAAGAAUAGGUGGUAUUCAGUUGGUCAUGUAUGUUUUUUUUUUUGCGCGAUUAUCUCACGUUUCGCUGAAUCGAUUUUGAUGCGGUUUUCAGCAUACGAUUUGUCAUUAUUAGGAAAAAGUUUUAGGUUUUUAUUGAAGUCAUUGUUUUUU